CACCGUCUCCUUGGAUCCGAGGCGUUGGGGGCCGAGGAGGUGAGGGCGGAGGAGGAGGAGGAGGGAGAGGAACGUGAGGGGUGCGAGGAGCUAUCUGAAAUGAAUAAAGACGCACAGCUCCGAGCAACUAUAAAUCAGAAGUUGAUAGAAACAGGCGAGCGAGAACGUCUGAAGGAGCUGCUCAGAGCAAAACUCACUGAAUGUGGAUGGAAAGAUCAGUUGAAAGCACACUGUAAAGAUGUGAUCAGGGAAAAAGGAUUGGAGCAUGUUACAGUAGAUGAUUUGGUGGCCGAAAUAACUCCAAAAGGAAGAGCCCUGGUGCCAGACAGUGUGAAGAAGGAGCUUUUGCAGAGGAUAAGGACCUUCCUUUCUCAGCAUGCCAGUCUCUAAGCUUGAGAUGACCAAAUUACAUUGCCAUUUCUUUAUUAUUUCAGAAUAUGAUUUAAAUCAAUCAUCAGAAUGGCUCCCAUUUGAAGCUGCACAGUUUUAUUUUUGUGACAAGCUUUUGUGUCAAUUUUUGAUACGUUUAUUGUCUUAUUUUAUACGUUCUCAGCCACUACUCACAAGCAGCUUUUCUACACACCCUCCUAUCUUUUCCUUGAUAUGUUUAAAAAAUGUCUGUUGAAAUAAAAUUAUUUUGAAACAA
Pristis pectinata (smalltooth sawfish) is the source of this 646-nucleotide messenger RNA. It is a transcript of the gene eny2, whose product is annotated as ENY2 transcription and export complex 2 subunit. The record is from RefSeq and is a predicted model, not a curated record. The coding region runs from base 100 to 390 and encodes 96 amino acids. Gene Ontology annotation, cellular component: DUBm complex; SAGA complex; nuclear pore. Gene Ontology annotation, biological process: positive regulation of DNA-templated transcription; poly(A)+ mRNA export from nucleus; regulation of transcription by RNA polymerase II. NCBI's taxonomy places the organism in Eukaryota, Metazoa, Chordata, Chondrichthyes, Rhinopristiformes, Pristidae. Gene Ontology annotation, molecular function: transcription coactivator activity; chromatin binding. The transcript has 5 exons.